AAGGUAUUUCUUAGUUAGGUGUGCAAAUAUUUCAAAGUAGGUUAGCCUGUGUAGUUUAGGUUUGAAAAACUACCAAGGAGAAUAAACAAGAUGAGGAAUUUCUGUCUACCUGUAUUAGUUGUGUGUUUCAUUAUUCAUACAACAAGUGGGUUUAUUGUUUCCAAACUACUAUUACCAUACUAUGACAAAAUUCAAGUCAACUACACAAUUAACGCAGAGGAAGGCUGUUACAAAUGGAAAUCUUUGAACACUGGUGUUGCAUCAGUCAAAGCACAAAUUGAUGAUAAUGAGAUGGAUGAAUGUUCGAAAUCUGCUGUGGUGUAUGUAGAGAGCCGUGCUGCAACUCGUAAAACAACGUUACUUCUUGCUGAAAGUAAACUUUCCCAUGCAGUUUUACAGUGUGACAUCAUAAUCGACCGGAUUCAUUCCGUUGACAUCGUGUCUCGAACUCGUGAACUUUAUUUGGAUGAUCCUCCAGAAACUCUUAAGAUACGAGCUUUGGAUGAUGAAGGAAACACAUUCAGUACGACAGCUGGCCUGACAUUUGACUGGAAUUUGCUCCAAGAUGCAUCAGAUGAACAUGAAGGCGAGAAAUCUGCUGUUCCAGCUCAUUCAAUUUUAAACAUUCAACGCUUCACGGACACAAUGUAUAGCGCUGAACCCUAUGUUGAACAAUUAGAACAAGAUGGAAAACAAUCGGACACCAUCCUUUUAUCUGGUCGACAAACCGGCACUGCAUUUGUGACUGCUCAGCUUACAACAGCGGUCGAAACGCAGUCAGCUAAAAUACGAUUGACUGUCCGUGAUAAAGUUUUGCUUAACCCUAGUGGUGACGUGUGGUUGCCACGACAUUCCUACCUUCGAUACAAGGUGGAGCAAUGGAGGAAUGGUCACCCUACAGAAGUGGAGAUACCGCAUCAACAAUAUUUCCUUCAACUUGACAAACAACCAUUGAAACAAAUAUUAGAACUUGAUGAAGCUACAUCAGUUGUGACAGCUCUACAGGUUGGAAGUGGCAAGCUUAUGCUGAUGGAUAGGAAUUUAAAGCAACAUGCCGUCCAAGCCUUCAGUGAUAUUUUUGUUACAGAGCCUGCCUAUUUAAAAUUUUCGAUUCAACCGCAUGAGAGAUGGGUGUUGGAAACAAAACUUGAAUAUUACAUCACAAUCCAUAUGUUUGACACUGACAACCACCGAAUGUGGGUGGCUGAUAAUGCAAGGAUAGAUACUCAAAUUGACCCCGAGUAUUUUAAGAUAAUUGAAUCAAGUGUGAAUGGUUCAUGGCAUCACGUGCAAGCAAUCAAACAAGGAAGUGUCAACUUGUUUGCAAACUUUACAGGAACCAGCAAGAAUGAUGAGUUAAUAACAAUUGAUUCAGUAGUUGAUGCAACGCAAUUUGUUGAAAUUUAUGACCCGAUUCGUGUUGCCCCUCCUCUUGUUGUGUUUCCAUGGCAACAGCAACCAGUUUCGUAUAAAUAUCAACUCACAGCUGCAGGAGGUAGUGGCAAUUACUCGUGGUCUGUGGUGGACAGUACAUUGGUCAUCAUUUCAAACACGGGUGUUGUCAUGUUGAAAGUGAACGAGCGAGCUCCAGAAUAUCGUAUUGGGAGCUCCCUCGUUCGGGCAACUGACAUUCGAAAUCCCGCUCACUGGGGGGAAGCAGAGGUCAUGGUACUUCCUGUUGUAAAAAUCGAAUUUGCUAAAUCUCGUCGUGAAGCGCAACUUGAAACAUUUCUUGAUCUUUACAUUGUUCUUUAUGCAAUGGUAGAUAAAAGUUUAGUUCCAGUCGUUGAUUGUCGGAACACUGGUAUUACAUGGAGGGUGCAUGACUCAGCAAUUUUCGAGGAGGACGAAAACCAGGAUCUGUCGACUCACAAUUCGACAGCGUGCAUGGGAAAGAGGUUCCGAGCAGUUGGGGAAGGCCACACGAUGGCAACAGUGAGCUACAAACAAGUGGGGGCUGAUGGAAAGUCUUUAUUACUUGAACAUUCUGUCACUAUAGCUGCCUUCCCUCCUCUAAAAGCAAUAGACCCUCCUAUCUUAGCAGUGCUUUCACUUGAUUCAUCAAAAACACUGCGGUUUUCUGGUGGUCCAAACAGAUGGUCACACUGGCAUGCUGGUUACGAAAGGCUGGUUCAGAUAGGAGACUCAAAUUUGCUUGAAUUGUCUCCAGUAAUAUCAUCACACCAUGAGCACCACGUUGCAACCAGAUGUUUAGAACUUGGUGAAACCAAUGUACAACUUGUGGUUGGUAACCAACCAUGUGAUACUAACCCACAACCAGUACAAUCAACCAUCUCUGUCAGAAUAUCAUGUAGUGUUCCAUCUCGUGUUGAAGUUGACGUGACACAACUUCUUCCAUCUUGUCCGUUGCGCAACACGCACUCGGUGCAGUCAGUUGGCUUAGUGAAUCAGCCACUUCAUAUAAACGUGACCGCAUUCGAUUCAAACGGGAUUUUAUUCGAUAAUUUCACCUCCAUAUAUUUGGACUGGACAUCAGAAUCUGAUGCAACAUUCAGUCAUUUCACCUCUCAUUUCAUUCCCAUGGAUGCAACACAACAGAAGAAACACAUUGUGAACCAAGCUGUGAUACUCGGUGCUGAGGUCGGUGAGCUUACCAUCAAUGUUGUAUUACCACGCUAUAUUGAAUAUACUGAUCCAAAGAUAUGUAGAAAGUAUGAAUGCACUAGAUUAGAACCAGCUGUUUCUGGUUCAGUUUCCAUUCUGGCUGUUACCAUGCCAACCAUUUCACCAACCACCCUGGUUUUAUACAACCAACAUAACUACACAGGAAAAAUCAAAAUUUCUGGUGGAUCUGGUUAUUUCACGCAACUUGUUAAACAAAGUGUUGAAGCUAUUUCUAUCACAGAGGUUUACUCAAAUUCAAUAACAGUGGCACCAAAGAGAGCAGGCAAAGCUGAGGUUCACUUAACCGACUUGUGCCUUAAUGUUGUGACGACAACUGACGUUGUAUCAACUGAAGUUGGGCUGCUUAAACUUAAGGCAGCUUCUAAGAUGGAGGUUGGAAGUUCCUUAGAAGCCGUGGUGGAAAUACUUGAUCGAGAUGGUCACGCCAUUCCCAUACGAUUCCUAUCAUACACUGAUCUUAAACUUACCACCAAUCCACCGGAUAUUGUAUUCGCUGAUAAAGUUCAUGUGACCCAAAGAACAUCCUCACUAGUAGUGAGCGAUAUAACUGCACACAAUAUUGGUGUCACAACUUUAACUGCAGUUGCAACAAUUAAAGGUGGAAAAAGUAUUGUUAGUAAUACUCUUCAAGUUGUGGUUUUCCCACCACUAGAGUUGGUACCAUCCAUGCUAACCCUUGUUCCCAAAGCAUCAUAUCAGCUCACCACACGAGGGGGCCCUCGAUCUGACUUCACAAUUGAAUUCUCCGUCUUGCGUUCGUCGCCAAGUGAUGUAACCGUGGCAACCAUCAGCCAAUCAGGGGUGGUUUAUGCAGAGAAUGUUGGUUCAGUAUCAAUUGUAGCUCAAGCUGUCAUUCAUGAUGGUGCCGUGUUUAAAUGCAAGGCACCAGCAAAAGUCAAGGUUGUGACGCUAACAGGGUUUCGAAUUAUCGCCCCUAUUACCCAGUUUCGGGUAGGUAAGCAAAUUCCUCUACAUGUGGAAGGUAUCACCAGUGAUGCAAGAAAUCCGCUCAGUUUUGGCAGCUGCAUACCUGGUUUACAGUUUACAUGGAACAAUGGAAACACUGUUGUCACCAGCUUACACACCGUACAUGCAAAGAGUGGAGUUGAGACAGGAAGUGACAUGAGCUUCACAAUGUUGGCUGAAGGUAUAUCAUCUGGUCAUAGCACCAUAAGUGUGAAAGUGACCUCUAAUGACCCCUCUUAUAAACAAAUGAGUGAAGAAAUGAUUACAGCUGAAAUAUCAUUGACAGUCUUUGCUCCAUUGUUUGUUAUGAAACCCAACAACAGAUGGAGCAGCGAACAUAACUUGCUCAUGACACCCUCAAGUGACCACCAAAUUCUCUCGAAUCGCGAUGGCGUUGCGCAAUCCAUUGUUUACCAAGUGUUGACCGCAGUUGAAAACGAUGACCAACCUGAUGAUUGUAUUCAAGUUUCUGAUAAAGGUUUGGUCACCACUGGUUUGAAUCAGUGUGAAUCCUCUAUUCAAGUUACUUCAAUGGAAAGAUUUGGAAUCAACCAAACAUUGACCAUUCAUGUCAUGGUGCGACCAGUAGCUUACAUCAUUGCUCGUUCGACCACAAAAUUUCGGUCACAUGACAAUGACAUCAUCACCUCGUUCCCCCUCUCGUCAACUCUAAGCUUCACGGUCGACCAGUUUGAUGACACGGGGGAAUUAUUCGAUGCGUCGAGUCAUGAUGUCGUCAUCACACAAAAUAGACACGACUUGUUGGAAAUUGAACCGGGACCCGGAAACCGUCAAUUCACGGCUCGUGUUCCAUUAGAGGGCACCACCAUACUCUCUGUGUCAAGUUAUGUGAAUUCGAAACCAAACGCUGUUUUUUAUUUCCCCAUCCAAGUGUCGCAUGCCAUCCAACCAACACAACCAACACUUAUGGUUGGAGUACGACAAUGCUUCACAAGUGACAUCAUAAACACUGACUCAAGUAACGGAGAAUGGAAUUCAACUAACUCACGCACACUCCUAGUGGACAAAAAGUCCGGAGCAGCAGUAGCAAUCUCUACAACUGCCACAGAAAUCAUAUAUACAGCUGAUACGUUUUCAUCUCGUGUGCCUAUCUCGAUUAUUCCGUUUACUGCUGGUUUCGAUGAAACAUCUGUUCCUUCCCAUGUUAGCACGGGGGAGGCGAGAUAUCUGCUUCCCAUCUCGUUCAAUGGUCGUAACCAUGGUAACUGCGAUGGUCUUGAUGACGUCAUGAAUAAAUACGCACAACAAUUGUUUGACUGUUACGUAACAAUGGGCGAUUAUGGAGAUGAAUUAUUCAACGCAGAAGUUCAGUUUCGACCAGAAAUAGACAACUACGCUUGUGUUGUGAGUGGGAAACCGCUCAUGCGCGACCAACUAGCGAAAUAUUCCACCAUUGAUGAUGUCAUAAUGGUCAAAUUGACAUCCAUGUCACAUGACCUUGGAAGGAUCGACCAAUCACAAGUUCCCGUUUCCUUUUCACCUCAAUUUGUCACCGAGCUCUCGUCCAAUCAUAUCUCAGGAAAUGCACAUGUGACUUUAUGCAUCAAAUGCAACGAAAGAGUUCAUAAUUCAAUCGAGAUAACACCUGAUUCAAGCAUGCUUUUGAUACAACGAGUAGAUGACCAACAACAUCACGGCAGUUUCUGUUAUCGCAUCACAAAGAGGCAUGAUGACAUCACAAAGCAAAACACGGAAAUUCGAGUUUCAAGUUUCCUCACCAACCAGGAUGAGAUACUUGAUAUAAGUUUGGAUAAUCAGUUGAUUCAACCAAACAACAAAUAUCCCCAACAUAACCAAGUUUCAUGGAAGAACGAUGUGGUAACUGAUACUUACAUUGCUUAUAUAACAACAGCUGCCGUUGUGAUCAUCAGUACUGCAUUUCUUAUAGCAGCAUUUGGUUUAUUUAAAUGGGCAACAAGUGAUAUUGUUCACCCACCUUCUACGUCAUUCCUUCAGCGUACCCCGCCCCCCUAUAACCCCUACUCACCCAUACCAAGCUCUUCACCCCGGGGAAGUCCCUCACCCUCACCCGGGGUCCGAUUAUGGAGUCGAUAUUAUGAACCCCAGCAAGCAAGUCCGAGAAAAGAAUAAUUUUAUAUUUUUUAUUCCUUCUUAUUUCACCCAAACCAAUGUGUUAAAACAUUCAUUGCAUUAGCAUUAAGACAAUGUAGUACUACAUGAGGUACAUGUUCUUAUGCAAUAUGUGUACAAUUACACAGACAUUUUUGGCACUUCGCCAAGUUUUCUGUUUAUUUCGAGAUUUGUUUCUUUUUCUCCUUGUGUUCCUGCCACUUCUAAAAGCCUUGACUCCAUUUUUUGUGCCUUACUUUAACACAUACGCUUCCUGCAGUAGAUAGGUCAAUUUUGCCAAACACCAUAGACCUUACAUUUCGCAGUAGCAUUUUCUGGCUAGUGUUAUAUCCCCUAAAAAAACUUUUAUUACGAUCUGUUCCUUUAUAAAUGAACAUUGCCAGACUUGACUGUGAACAUUUUAACAAUUUUUUUUCAUCAUAAUCCUGAAAAAAUUGCACAGAUUUAAUUUUGGUUGAAACACUAGUGAUGCUGCUGGCUGGUGGGUUUAAGGUUUAGAAAAUUUUCUCUUUAUUACAUUUAUUUUUACCUUUUUCAAAACACUGACUGCACAUUUUUUUGGGAGUUGAAAAUGAGUUGAAUAAAAUUGUUAUUUUUGAUUUGAUUAAACUUGGUGGUGUCUGUUGGUUA
Ciona intestinalis (vase tunicate) is the source of this 6354-nucleotide messenger RNA. NCBI's taxonomy places the organism in Eukaryota, Metazoa, Chordata, Ascidiacea, Phlebobranchia, Cionidae. The record is from RefSeq and is a predicted model, not a curated record.